CCAAAGUGGGGUGGAGACGAAUGGAAUUCAAUUGAAUUGAACACUAAUUCCGCUUUUAAUUAUUGAAGCAAACCUUUAGCAGCCUCUUCUUAUUCAAAGAAAUCCCAAUAAAGCGAAACUUAUCCAAACAAAACCCAACAUUCACUGGAUUUGUAUGCGCCUACAAACUGACACACAGACCGACAGAGGGACUGAGAGAGAAUCCCAAAACUGAAAAAAUGGCAGAGAAGAAAGCAAGCAUAACCCACCAGCUUCAGGCCGCGAAGCACAAGUCCGGCAAGUCCUACAGCCAGCUUGCCAAGGAGACGGGCCUCACCAACGUUUAUGUUGCCCAGCUUCUCAGGCGCCAAGCUCAGCUCAAGCCUGAGACUGCCCCGAAGUUGCAGGCUGCCCUGCCCGACCUGCCCCAAGAACUCAUUCAGGAGAUGAUGAUUCCACCCUUGAGGUCCUACGAUCCUAAUUUGAUCCAGGACCCCACUAUUUACAGGUUGAAUGAGGCAGUUAUGCAUUUUGGUGAAAGCAUCAAGGAGAUUGUCAAUGAGGAAUUUGGUGAUGGAAUUAUGUCAGCUAUAGACUUCUACUGUUCAGUCGACAAAGUUAAAGGUGUGGAUGGCAAGGAUCGGGUAGUCCUGACAUUUGAUGGGAAAUAUUUACCUCAUUCUGAGCAGAAGUCAGAGCACAUGGUUUCAAGGUUGCGUUUGGAAUGAUAACGCACAGCCUCAAGCUGAAGCAGAAGCCGGAGCAAAUGGUUUCGAGAAUGCAAGGGAAAUAAUAUGCCGCAUACACAGGCAGGUGUUGUAACUUAAGUGUCUUUAUCAAUAAACUCCUUGUAUUGUAUGCCAUAUAGGGGUUUGUACUGCCUGGCAUUGUUAAACAAAAUCUUAGAAGUAUCGUGUUGUAAGAGUGUGAGCACAGCCUCAAUCUGAGACAAGUGUUAUCAACGUUGUUCCCUGGAUCAAUAAUUUUGUCUGCAUUUCCGUUCAUAGUUCGGAGAGCUUCCCGACUUUGUUAACAGGAUCUUAAUUAGUCAAUUAGUUGUGUGGUACUUGCAUUUCGAAUAUGAAAAGGGCAGGUAGCUAUUUGCGAA
This is a messenger RNA of Malus domestica (apple), 1087 nucleotides long. RefSeq names its product cyanate hydratase. The record is from RefSeq and is a predicted model, not a curated record. Gene Ontology annotation, molecular function: DNA binding; cyanate hydratase activity. NCBI's taxonomy places the organism in Eukaryota, Viridiplantae, Streptophyta, Magnoliopsida, Rosales, Rosaceae.